Spodoptera littoralis (African cotton leafworm) is the source of this 1074-nucleotide messenger RNA. NCBI's taxonomy places the organism in Eukaryota, Metazoa, Arthropoda, Insecta, Lepidoptera, Noctuidae. The record is from the annotation of a GenBank genome assembly.
AUGAAAUUUGGUGGUGUAGAGCGUUGGAUAUUGAAGCUUUAUCAGGUUUUGUGGCAUGUAAUGGGCCCUAGAGCACUGUUUCAUGCGCUUGCUGAAAGUGGGGUCAUAGCUGAACUUGACAUGUCCUGGACCAGUCUCAAGCUAUCGACAGAACUCGCUCCCCUGUUUAACAUACGCACCUUGAAGAAACUGAAUUUAAGUAAUAAUGCUCUUCCUUCUGCAUCAGCAAGAGUAAUAGGCAAAAAUCUCCACCUAUCACGAGGGUUAGAUUUAUUGGACCUCUCUUUCAAUCCGUUUACUCCAUCUGAUGCGCUGUUUUUACUCUCAAAAAUGAAAUUGUCUAAGGUCAGGGUAAAGGAGUUACGUCUUGAUAAUAUUCCAGUUAGUACGGAAUUUCCUGCUGAACUAAAAGAAAUACUAAAACUAAAAUUCCGAAGAAACACUGUUGUAACAUACGGUCAUGUUCUCCGCAACUAUAAUCUGCCUGAGAAGGACAUAAAGAUUAUCGUCAUGAAACGACUUGUGCGCAUUACACAUAGGAAAUCGAAGAACGCACUAGAUGUAUUAAUGUAUUUACUUGAAUAUAAUCGUACACAGAAAUACCUCGACUUGGCGGAAUUUAAUCGCUGCAUGAGGACGAAUGAAACUCCAUUGAAAGAUGAAUUUGUGGAACAAAUGUAUAGAUCCUUCCAAGGGAUAAAAAAUGAUGCGGGAGGUAAAUUUGCCAAUCUAGAUGUAAUGGUUGACUAUAUACAUCGGCUUUGGCCGGAUAAGAAACUGCCGCCAACACCACCACCAACGCCACCCUCGCCUCCUGGAACUCGACGUACAAAAAAGAAAUUACAUAAAGGAAAGAAAGUUAAAACCAAUGAGAACUAUCGUUUCUCUGUGAUUGACGGUAUUAAUGUAGUAUUAGGUUUUGUUUGUCCAAUCACUAUAACUGUGAAAAGUUUUAUGUCUAAUUUAUUUAAUACUAGCAAACCCCGGCGAACUCCGUUUCACCACCAGAUGGCUUCAUUUGUAACCAACGAAUGUAAAACCGUGGAAAUCGGUUCAUGCGAUCUGGAGUUAUAG